GCAGCACAGUCCUCUGCUCCACUCCUCUGCUGCGCUCCGAUGGAUAUCACCAUUCACAACCCCCUGAUCCGCAGACCUCUCUUUUCUUGGUUGGCACCAAGUCGUAUCUUUGACCAGAUUUUUGGAGAGCACCUGCAGGAGUCUGAGCUGCUCCCUGCUUCCCCCAGCCUCAGCCCCUUCCUGAUGAGAUCCCCCAUCUUUCGGAUGCCCAGUUGGCUGGAGACGGGACUCUCGGAGAUGCGACUGGAGAAGGACAAAUUUUCUGUAAAUCUUGAUGUGAAGCAUUUCUCCCCAGAGGAGCUAAAAGUGAAGGUGCUCGGGGACAUGGUAGAGAUUCACGGGAAACAUGAGGAGCGCCAGGAUGAACAUGGCUUUAUUGCCAGGGAGUUCAACAGGAAAUACAGGAUUCCAGCUGACGUGGAUCCCCUGACCAUAACCUCAUCGCUCUCUCUGGAUGGUGUCCUGACGGUUAGCGCACCGAGGAAGCAAAGCGAUGUCCCCGAGCGCAGCAUUCCCAUCACCCGUGAAGAGAAACCUGCCAUUGCAGGAGCCCAGAGGAAGUAGGCUGCGAUCUAAAGUCACCCCAGGGCCAUCCAGGAGCACUUGUCAUCAGGUGCCAGCUGUACUGAAUGGCCACUCUUAUUUAUUUAUGUUGAGUAAGUUUACUAACAAAUAAAACAUGAAUAAGC
Molecule: messenger RNA, 689 nt
Organism: Anas platyrhynchos (mallard)
Lineage: Eukaryota; Metazoa; Chordata; Aves; Anseriformes; Anatidae
Gene: CRYAB
Product: crystallin alpha B
Biological process (GO): negative regulation of apoptotic process; protein refolding; response to heat
Cellular component (GO): nucleus; cytoplasm
Molecular function (GO): structural constituent of eye lens
Source: RefSeq, marked provisional